Molecule: messenger RNA, 2523 nt
Organism: Ochotona princeps (American pika)
Lineage: Eukaryota; Metazoa; Chordata; Mammalia; Lagomorpha; Ochotonidae
Gene: SLC35B4
Product: solute carrier family 35 member B4
Exons: 10
Coding region: 289-1287 (332 amino acids)
Biological process (GO): transmembrane transport
Cellular component (GO): endoplasmic reticulum membrane; Golgi membrane
Molecular function (GO): UDP-xylose transmembrane transporter activity; UDP-N-acetylglucosamine transmembrane transporter activity
Source: RefSeq, a predicted model, not a curated record
CGCAGCGCUGCCGGGCAACGAGGACACGUCAUGGGCCGACGUGAGCGCGCGGCAUCCUGGGACAUGUAGUCCAGCUUGGCCCGAGACGCCCCCUGGGAUGAAUGGGGCCGAGCUGACUGCGAACUACGGCUCCCCGGUCUCUAGUGUCGUGGCGGCCCCCGGGGAGAGCGGCGUCCAGGAGCGUUGCCGAUGUUCCGUGCCGCGGCACGGACCUCAAGCCGGCUUCCCGAGGCAGAGGAUUAGGCGGCGCCUCUUGGGCGCGCUCGCCCCCCUGCCCGCUCACCGGCCAUGCACCCGGCCUUGGCCGUGGUUCUGGUGUUUGCCGGCUGCUGCAGCAACGUAGUGUUCCUGGAACUCUUAGCCCGGAAGCAUCCAGGAUGCGGGAACAUUGUGACGUUUGCACAGUUUUUAUUUAUUGCUGUAGAAGGUUUCCUCUUUGAAGCUGAUUUGGGAAGGAAGUCACCAGCUAUCCCACUAAGAUAUUACGCCGUAAUGGUGACCAUGUUCUUCACCGUCAGUGUGGUCAACAAUUAUGCCCUGAAUCUCAACAUUGCCAUGCCCCUGCACAUGGUGUUUAGAUCCGGUUCUCUGAUUGCCAACAUGAUUCUAGGAAUUAUCAUUCUGAAGAAAAGGUAUAGUAUAUUCAAAUAUACCUCCAUUGCCUUGGUGUCCGUGGGGAUAUUUAUUUGCACGUUCAUGUCAGCUAAGCAGGUGACUUCUAACCAGUCCAGCUUGGGGGAAAGUGAUGGAUUCCAGGCAUUUGCGUGGUGGUUACUAGGUAUCGGGGCACUGACUUUUGCUCUGUUGAUGUCAGCAAGGAUGGGCAUAUUCCAAGAGACUCUCUACAAACAAUUUGGGAAACACUCCAAGGAAGCUUUGUUUUAUAACCACGCCCUUCCGCUGCCUGGUUUUAUCUUCCUGGCCUCUGAUAUUUACGACCAUGCAGUUCUGUUUAAUAAAUCCGAAUUGUAUGAAAUCCCGGUCGUCGGCAUGACAGUGCCCGUCAUGUGGUUCUACCUCCUCAUGAAUGUCGUCACUCAGUAUGUGUGCAUCCGGGGCGUAUUCAUCCUCACGACGGAAUGUGCCUCCCUCACGGUGACACUCGUUGUGACUCUGCGCAAGUUUGUGAGCCUCAUCUUUUCCAUCUUGUACUUCCAAAACCCCUUCACCAGCUGGCACUGGCUGGGCACCUCACUUGUCUUCAUUGGGACCUUGCUGUACACAGAGGUGUGGAACAGCCUGGGAACCCCAGAAGGUCAGCCCCAGAAAUGCCACAAGAAGAACUGAGGUCUGCCUGGAAGAGAUAUCCCAGGGUCGGAGUGAGAGAGGGGCCUGGUAACUCUCCGUGUCACACCAUUAUCCCCAGUAUUGGACCAGAGGAGCCUCAAAAGGGGAUGUCUCAAAUUUCUCAUGGCCCUAUAAACAAUGUUUGUAGAGGCUUGGAAUAGAAAUUCCUGAAUUGUAAAGUAGAAAAGAGGCUGAUUCUAUACACAGAACAACGCUGUUUACCAAAAAAAUUGGGUACUAUACUUGUUUUGAAUUACAUGUCCCCAGAGCUACUAAUUUUGUAUCUACAGUGUUGAACAGUACAUCUUCUGUUGCUAUUGUGAUGAUUCCCAUCUGUGACUUUGUUUUCUCCUGUCACCCUUUCCUUCUCAGUUCCCCCAUGCAGUAAGUCACAUCAUGGGCACCACGGCCAGGGGGAGCUGAGGGAGCAAGGAGCGUAUCGCACUGGGCCCUUAAGGACUGGGCUUCUUCCCACAUUCCGGGAAAGCUGUAGUACUCCCUGUGAGCCAAACAAGACCACUUCCUCCCACCUUCCCAACUUUGCUUUCUUUCCCCCAUGCAAAAAUCAGCUGCUCUGCCCAUCUUUUGCUUUUGGUGCUUGAAGAGUCCUACAAUGGAACUCAAAGUGCAGUGCUGAUAAGAAAGGAAGGUUCUGUGUGGCUUGCACAAGAGAACCCCUAGGCCUUGCCAUGCAGCCCAUUCGCUUGUGACUGGGUUGGUGAGGGGAGUGUGGCCCAGAGCAGCUGGCCCUGCUCAGCACCUGUGGGCACAGCCAGGCUGUCACAGGAUGACAAAGUGAGAAAGGGGGUCUCUUGAAGACUUUAUAACCAAUAGUCCUAAUUGGUUAAGCUAAAUAGCUAGAUUGUGUGGGGAUGCAAUGUGCCAGACAGGUCAAGUCACAACUAUAGCUGUGAAUUCUCUUUUUAGCCCCUAAGGUCUCAUGUGUUCGUGUUGGGUGCUGGGGGAAGGGCUUGUUGUAAGGAGAAAUCCACCUGUUUUUGCUGAUCCUGACACAGGCUUGGAUUCCCUCCAGGGAGACUCUGGAGAGGGGAAUGCUGUCAGUGCAGGGGGCAUGGUGUGCACAAGUCAGUGUUGUUCUGUUUUCCCUUUCUUCGCUUAGCCGCUGGCUUCUAUUAACCUCACAUGCGAACAUCCUCUCCUGGAACCAGCGAGACUUCCUCGCUUCUGCCUGGAGACAAGGGCCUGGCCUUUGCCUGGGUGCAGAUUGUGUUCCCU